CGGUUCAUGGCCAGGGGUACGGGCGGAUCCAACUCCAACGACCUGCGGAAAUUCGUUCCGUUCGGACGCCGAAGGAGACUCCUGGCCAUCGCCCGGGACUUCAGGGAGGCGGCUCUCUCCUACGUCCUCGCCAGAAACUGGCGUAAAGCGGCGCCGGCAUACAACAAUCAAGCUGUCUACGCUCUCAAGGGAGGUUCGCCACUAGAUUGUUUGGAUGCCGCUUCUGCUCUCCUCAACUCUGGGAGAUGCUACACAAAGAUCUCACACAAAGAUGAGGGGGACGUAGCGGCUGCUAAGCUUGCACUGCUGAAAGCUUUUGCAUUGUUCGUCAAGGAGGGCGAGUUGCCAUCGGCUUACACCUGCUGCGUGGAGCUGGCUGAGUUCUGCGUGGAGCAGGAAGAGUGGCAAAAUGCCUUGUAUUUAUUUGACAAGGCCAAAUACUAUUAUGGCAGCAGUACCCCUACAAUUGGUAACCUGCACUACGCCCGCUACUGCUAUGUUAGAGCUCUUCUGAUCAAGCCCAUCCUUCUCAUUCAAGCUGGCACACCCUCCGGUGCAGCCAACUAAAGCUCAAGCGGAGCUUGACUGCGCAUGCGUGGCCCUUGUAUUAUCCUACUGUACUAUACAGAUAUACUCGUUUGUACUCUGUCGGUUUCUUUUGUUAAUGAGAAGCUAUUAAUGUAUUUCACCACUCCAUCGAGUGGACAUU
Brachypodium distachyon (stiff brome) is the source of this 709-nucleotide messenger RNA. RefSeq lists its product as uncharacterized. The coding region runs from base 7 to 567 and encodes 186 amino acids. Gene Ontology annotation, molecular function: soluble NSF attachment protein activity; syntaxin binding. Gene Ontology annotation, biological process: intracellular protein transport; SNARE complex disassembly. The transcript is spliced from 4 exons. Gene Ontology annotation, cellular component: vacuolar membrane; SNARE complex. The record is from RefSeq and is a predicted model, not a curated record. Lineage: Eukaryota; Viridiplantae; Streptophyta; Magnoliopsida; Poales; Poaceae.